This is a messenger RNA of Aplysia californica (California sea hare), 1320 nucleotides long. RefSeq names its product rhodopsin, GQ-coupled. The record is from RefSeq and is a predicted model, not a curated record. Bases 1 to 1320 code for a protein of 439 amino acids. Gene Ontology annotation, molecular function: G protein-coupled receptor activity. Gene Ontology annotation, cellular component: membrane. Gene Ontology annotation, biological process: G protein-coupled receptor signaling pathway. The transcript is spliced from 2 exons. Lineage: Eukaryota; Metazoa; Mollusca; Gastropoda; Aplysiida; Aplysiidae.
AUGAAGAACACCUCGCAGACAGCAAACAAUAGGCUCAAAAUUCGAAAGUCGUUUGUGCCAAAACUGGAAGCAAACUUUGUACCUCAAUCGGCAUACCCUUAUGAGAACGAAGGGCCUGCAUGCAAGUUUUAUUACGACAUUGACAGAACUGAGAUGUACAUAGUUGGUGUGUUCGGAACUAUUGUCGGCAGCAUGGGAAUCGUGUUCAACGUCAUCAAUUUGGUGGUACUGUUCCUGAGGAGAUCGGGGAAGUCAACGAUGACGCCAUCGCUAUUUGUGCUUCUCUCCUUCUGCGAUCUCGUGUUCCUGGUGACCUUCUGCCUGUUUGGCUCCUGGCAAAUCCUGCUGUAUUACUACCACCCUGAUCAGCCCAAUCUGGCCGGCGAAAAGUUCAAGGACUACGUAGACGUUGUCUGCACAGCAGCGGUCAGCGGCUCCAUCUUCACCACCGUGGCUCUCACAGCUGACCGCUGCCUGGCCGUGACACGCCCCUUUCAGUGGUCAACUCAACGCAGCAACGUCUGCUACUACGUUAUCGUUGUCGUGGUCGUCUUCGCUGCCUUCCUCCUCAGUGUUCCCAUGCUGGUGGACAGAGCCACCAACAUUGGUGACGUCGACUUAUCAAACUGCAGCAGACUCGUCGAUAAUAACGUGUCUGAACAUCACAGCGGGACGAAUACGACAUUUCUGUCCGUCCCCGAAUUCCCCACAAAAGACCCAGAUGCGCCAGACUCAAAGAACGUGUGGGCCGACCAGAAUAGUGAUUUUCAAAUGACAUACUCGAGCAAUUUUUUCCAUAAUGAAAUCUACUUGAAAAUCGUUAUGCCGCUUUUUCAACUGCUUCUCCCUGCUGUAGCCAUCGUUUGUCUCACAGUCUACACUCUACUCUCUCUACGUCACAAUAAAGUAGGCGUGGACACAGGCACGACAUCACGACAACCUUCGAAAGUCGCUAAAGCGUCCAACCGUAUCACAGCGCAGGUUAUCGCAAUGGCAACCGUCACAUUGGUAGCCAAUGCAAUGUUCGCUUUGUCUACUGUUGUCCUGGCUAUGGAAGACACUAUCUAUAUCAACCAAUGUUCCGAGUUUUGCGUAAUUAUUUUUAGCCUUGCGCACGUUGCUCUUGCGUUGAAUUCUAGCGUCAAUCUGAUCCUCUACUGCAUUUUCAACAAGACUUUCAGGCAUGAAGUUUUCCGAAUAAUUAUGCCCUGGAAGAGAUGCAAGAAAAAGUUUGACCUCCCCACAAGUGGUACAACAACCUCACAGCAGCAACGGAGUUCAAGAAAGAAUGUUUCUACUUCUGCUUCGAGAAAAUUCUAG